ACAGCUCAUGCGGUUCCAAGAAAUGAUAAUGAUCAUUAUUCUACAUGUACACUUUAUAGAGAUUUGCAAGAAAAAUGCAAAAUUCAAGAAGAUAGUGAAGCCAAAUUCCAACAAUAUAUACAAUUGAAAGAGAAAGAAAUUGCACUAAUGGACAUGCAACACAAGUUGUUAUUAGAGAUCAAUAAAGUUGACUACUUUUGUAAAGAAAUUACACUAAUGGAAGGUGAAAACCAAAGAUUUCAAUACAUGGUAAUUGAAUAUUUGAGAAUUAUGGAACUUCUUGAUUUGUCAAAAUCAGAAAAUAGUUUGCUUCACAAAAAGGUUAAGAAGCUUUUGAAGAAAAUUAAAGAACAAAAAUUUCAACUUGAAGUAAAAGAAAUUGAAAUUACAAGAAAUCAAGAAGGGCUAGAAAUUAAAGAUCAUGUCAUCAAGCAAAUGGAAUUGGAAAUUCAGCAAUUAAAAAUGGAGAAGAAUGAAGUGGAAGUGGUAACAAUGGAAGACCACAAAGAAUUGGUAAAUGAACUUGAGCAAUUGCAAAAGGAGAAAGCAAGUGAAGACAAAGAGUUAAUAUACUUAAAAUGGUGCAAUGCAUGUUUAAGACAUGAAUUAAUGAGAAGAAAUCAAGAGCAAAUGAAUAAUCCAGAAUUGAAGAAUUUGGGAGAAGAAAAUAGAGAAAUUGUUGAAGAAUUUGCACCAAAAGUACAUGAAAUAAUCUUGAGGAGGAGUUCAUCAGUUGGACAUAAUGAAUCUUAUUCAAAUAACGAGCAUUCAAAAAGGAAAAAAUUGAUACAAAAGUUCAAGAAAGUCAUGUUCUAGUGCCUAAUUAUGUGUACAUAUUUGUAUUUCCUUGAUGAUUUGUUUCUGGUAAAAACCUAUCCGCAUCGAACGUUUGCACCAAAUUUCGUUAAAGGGCUUCUAGUUCUGCUUUGUUCCAUAGAGAUAAGAAUCAAGUACCUUCUCGAACUAUGGUCAAAGUUGUUACGACACACUUCGACCCCUAAACUCAAUUUUAACGUAUUUUUAUCACCCUUUUGUAUUGAUGUGACACCCUUUGUUACAUAAAAUGGAACCCACGUUAAAAGUGUCACGUCAGCUAAAAAGGUAGACAAAAGAUAUCACGUCAACUAAAAAGGUUGACAAAAUUUGGUUCAGAAUCAUAGAACCUCCGUGAAGUUAGAAUGUGUCGUAGCAAAUUUAAUCAUAGUUCAGG
Capsicum annuum is the source of this 1210-nucleotide messenger RNA. Its product is annotated as protein CHUP1, chloroplastic. The record is from RefSeq and is a predicted model, not a curated record. Gene Ontology annotation, biological process: chloroplast organization. NCBI's taxonomy places the organism in Eukaryota, Viridiplantae, Streptophyta, Magnoliopsida, Solanales, Solanaceae. The transcript is spliced from 2 exons. Gene Ontology annotation, cellular component: chloroplast outer membrane. The annotation marks the transcript as partial.